Molecule: messenger RNA, 726 nt
Organism: Stylonychia lemnae
Lineage: Eukaryota; Ciliophora; Spirotrichea; Sporadotrichida; Oxytrichidae
Source: the annotation of a GenBank genome assembly
AUGUAAGUUCAUUCUCAAGGGACUAGAUUCCCAAUCAAGAAAGAUGAUAUUCCUAAAAUUAAGGCUUUAAUACAAUCAAUUGAGGAUGAUCCAAACGCAGAGCCAUUCUUAGAACCAGUACAAUGGCAAGAACUUGGAUUAGAUGAUUAUCCAUAGAUUAUCAAAAAGCCCAUGGAUUUUUCAACAGUUAAGAAAGGCUUGGCAAAAGGGAAGUACAAUACUUAUGAUGAGCUUUUCGCAGAGAUAUAGUUGAUAUGGGACAACUGCAAGACUUACAAUGUUGCAGGUUCAGACAUAUACAAGCUUGCUGAGUACAUGGAGAAGGUUUCAAAGCGCUAGAUUUCUAAGUUCAGAUCUCAGAUGGGCAUUCAAUCAGUGAGCUUUGCAGUUCCUAAUAAGAAAGCUGGCGUUGGAAAAGAUAAAAAGAAAUCGGGUGGCAACUAGGAUGAUAAGUCAGAUGGUGAGGAUGAGGAAGAGUCUAAUAUAGUAACAGUUGAGAUGAAAAUAGAUUUUGUCGAAAGAGUAAAGCAACUAAGCAAUGAGGGUCUGACUCAGAUGGUUCAGUAAAUCUAACAAAUAAUACCCUCCGCAGUCAGUGAUAUUGAAAAUGAGAAGCUGCAAAUAAAGGUCGAUGAGUUUGACAAGGAGGCCUUCAACAAGAUAAGCGAUUUUAUUGAUGAGCUACUUCUUAACGAGCAGCCUUCCAAGAGACAAAAAACAGAGUGA